AUGCCUUUAUUUGGAAAAAAAGAUUUCGGUAGGAAAUCUAAAAAGGAUGCAAAGGAAUCAGAAAAACAGCCUUCCAUCGAGGACAAAUACGUGGUAAAAGACCUUUUAGGCACCGGCGCCUUUUCUGAGGUAAGGCUAAUAGAGAGCAAAGAAAAUGGACAGCUGUUUGCUUGCAAAAUUAUUGACAAGAAAGCGCUUAAAGGCAAAGAAGACUCGUUAGAGAAUGAAAUACGAGUUUUGAAACGAUUUAGUGAGAACGCUAAAGGCGAGGGAGCCGAAAAGAAAAUGUUUUCGCAUCCCAACAUUGUCCAGCUGCUUGAAACAUACGAGGACAAAAGCAAAGUCUAUUUAGUUAUGGAACUCGUAACAGGUGGCGAACUGUUCGAUAGAAUCGUUGAGAAGGGGUCAUACACUGAAAAAGAUGCGUCCAAUCUUAUAAGACAAGUCCUGGAGGCUGUGGAUUAUAUGCACUCCCAGGGUGUGGUGCAUAGAGAUCUGAAGCCUGAAAAUUUGCUGUACUACAGUUCAGAUGAAGACAGCAAGAUAAUGAUUAGUGAUUUUGGGCUAUCCAAAAUAGAGGAUUCUGGUAUAAUGGCAACAGCCUGUGGAACACCAGGCUAUGUUGCUCCUGAAGUGCUAGCACAGAAACCAUAUGGAAAAGCAGUUGAUGUUUGGAGCAUAGGUGUCAUUUCAUAUAUUUUACUCUGUGGUUACCCACCAUUCUAUGAUGAGCAGGAUUCAAACCUCUUUGCGCAGAUUCUCAAAGGUGACUUUGAAUUUGAUUCGCCCUACUGGGAUGAUAUAAGCGAAUCAGCUAAAGAUUUUAUAAGACACCUGAUGUGUGUUGAUGUUGAGAAGAGAUACACUUGCAAGCAAGCUCUCGCCCAUCCUUGGAUCUGUGGUAAUGAAGCCAGCAGCAAGAACAUACAUGGCACUGUAUCAGAGCAACUCAAGAAGAACUUUGCUAAAUCUCGCUGGAAACAAGCUUACCAUGCCACCACUGUCAUUCGUCAAAUGCAGAAACUAAUGAUUCUUAACAGCAGUAGCUCGAGCCGCAGCACAAAUGCCGCCAGCAAAUCUCAAAAUCAGCAGCAAUAA
Messenger RNA from Leptosia nina, 1098 nucleotides. The record is from the annotation of a GenBank genome assembly. NCBI's taxonomy places the organism in Eukaryota, Metazoa, Arthropoda, Insecta, Lepidoptera, Pieridae.